Pangasianodon hypophthalmus (striped catfish) is the source of this 1647-nucleotide messenger RNA. RefSeq names its product putative deoxyribonuclease TATDN3 (gene tatdn3l). The record is from RefSeq and is a predicted model, not a curated record. Bases 144 to 956 code for a protein of 270 amino acids. Gene Ontology annotation, molecular function: hydrolase activity, acting on ester bonds. The transcript has 10 exons. Lineage: Eukaryota; Metazoa; Chordata; Actinopteri; Siluriformes; Pangasiidae.
GUCGCUCUAACACACCCGGCUACGUAAUGUUGCACGUAUUUACCUUGCAGAGAGACUGUAGAAACUCUACACGUGUAUGAGCUAAAUGUUUGUUUUGGUGUCUUAAAAUUCUUCAUUUAAUCGAUUUGAUCUGCGAAGGAUUCAUGCAAGGCUAUAUCGACUGUCACUGUCACAUCUCUUCGAGAGAUUUUGAUGGUGACAUUGAUUGUGUUAUUGAGCAAUCAAAAAAGGCUGGAGUGCUGGCUCUUGUUGCAGUAGCAGAGCAUGCUGGGGAGUUUGAGAAGAUCAUACAGCUUUCACAGAGGUUUCCUGGAUUUAUCUUGCCUUGCCUUGGAGUUCACCCUGUUCAAGAAGAUCCAGCACAACCCAGGGGGGCAUUACCACAGGAUUUAGAUUCUGCUGUGCCUUUAAUUGAAAAAUAUAAAGAGCACAUUGUGGCCAUUGGUGAGGUUGGCCUUGAUUUCACACCCCGGAUAGUCAGUACUGAUGCAGGGAAAGAGCUACAGAGACAAGUACUCAUUCGUCAAGUAGAGAUUGCAAAGCAACUAAAUCUACCUCUAAAUGUCCACUCAAGAUCUGCUGGAAGACCAACCAUCCACCUUUUAAAGGAGCUAGGUGUAGAGAAUGCUCUUCUUCAUGCAUUUGAUGGAAAACCUUCAGUUGCAAUGGAGGGUGUACGUGCAGGCUACUUCUUUUCUAUACCACCAUCGAUUGUAAGAAGUGAACAGAAGCAGAAACUUGUGAAACAGUUGCCGCUAGAAAAUAUGUGUCUGGAAACUGAUUCACCAGCCCUUGGACCUGAAAAGCAGGUGAGAAAUGAACCAAAGAAUAUCACCAUUAGUGCAGACUAUAUUGCCAAAACCAAAGGCAUUCCUGUGGAAAAGGUCAUGGAAGUCACCACUCUCAAUGCUCUUCGUCUUUUCCCCAAGCUGAAGUCAUUUAUCAGUCAUUUAUGAUUGUGAUGAAAAGGCCUCUACGAAUGAUCAAGAUUUAUAUAAUACGCUGCACUGUAUAUAAUUGGGCAAUGACACAAUGUUUUAUUGUUUUGGCUCUUAGCUUCAGUGCAUUAAAUUUUAAAUGAAACUUUGACAAAGAAGUUGUAGACUGUAGAUUUAAUUACAGGGUUUAUGUGUCUCACAGCCUCGUAAAGGUUAUAUAAUGCCAUUUAACCUUAGUGAGUGUUUCAAGUUAAAUAAAAUGUGCUGGCAUAGAGAAGCAAAACAAAAAAAAUGCAUACAGACUGCAAUGGGUCUGUGUUAAAUAAAUAAUGAUUAAUUUGUGCACAGGCAAUGGGAGUAUAAAGAUUGAUAUAAGUUGUGUUGCACCAGGUUUAAACAAAAAUAAAGACCUAGUGUGAGUGCAAAUAUAAUUUAUUAGAGAUUAAAAGAGAGCAAACGUACACCAGGAUGUGACCAUGCUACAUGUUUUAGAUGCAUACAGACUUACAGUUCCUUUCAUUUGAACAAUGAUGCCUUUUUAUUGUUUUUGCAUAUGUACUCCUGCACAAUCACUAUGAGGAUAAAGAGCAGGAUAUAAACUUUACAACGCUGCAAAUCCUACGUGAUUCACCUGAUUUGGACACAUAAACCCUAGAGAUAAGCAACAUACAUUUUAUGAGGUUAAUUAAAACCUAAUGGUAAAACUUUU